Messenger RNA from Eutrema salsugineum, 1921 nucleotides. Its product is annotated as AMSH-like ubiquitin thioesterase 1. NCBI's taxonomy places the organism in Eukaryota, Viridiplantae, Streptophyta, Magnoliopsida, Brassicales, Brassicaceae. The transcript is spliced from 14 exons. Gene Ontology annotation, biological process: protein K48-linked deubiquitination; protein K63-linked deubiquitination. Gene Ontology annotation, molecular function: metal-dependent deubiquitinase activity; protein binding; K63-linked deubiquitinase activity. The record is from RefSeq and is a predicted model, not a curated record. Gene Ontology annotation, cellular component: membrane; endosome. Bases 222 to 1748 code for a protein of 508 amino acids.
CGUUUUCUGGUUCUUCGCCAAUCGCCAUUAUCGCGGCCUCUUCACCUCUCGCUGUCUGUUUGGACCGGAUGUUUCCACCCCUUUGACGAAUCGCCGAUUCCCCAGAGCUCUCGAGAUCUGCUUCCUCAACGUCAACUUUAUGCUGUUUCUUUAGUCUCAAAGUGUAUAUUACGGAAAAAGCGGCAAGGAAGAUUGCUUUUAUUUCUCUGGCCGGAGCAACUAUGGGGUCGUCUUCUGAGAUCAUCGAUAUCGCUACUAGUGCUCGGAGAAUAGGCGUAGACAAUCGUAUUUCUCUCAGAUUUUACUUCAGGAUCGCAGAUAAUAUCCUCAAACAGGCCAACAUUUUUCGGGCAGAGAAGAAUAUAAUUGAUUUAUAUGUCAUGCUUCUGCGUUUUUCGAGCCUGGCUCUCGAGACUAUACCCUCCCAUCGAGAUUACAGAACAGCUCUUAAAAGCAACAAAGAGUAUUUGAGAAUGAGACUAUUGGAUGUCUUGAGUGAGCUGGAGAAGUUGAAACCAGUUGUACAGCAAAGGAUCGACGAACUGAAUCCCAAGCCCAUACCUCGAUAUAACCUGCAAGCUCAUCCAGCAAAUGGUUUCCCACGCUUGUCUUCGGCCGUAAAACCAUCAUUAAGUAACUAUGACCAUGCAAAGGUAAUAAAUCCUGCUGGACAUAAUUUUAGCUACAUGGGUUCCAGGGGUCAGCAAUUCUUGAACGCUGCACCACUUGAAGAGCGUUUCAGAAAGAUGUCAGUCAACUUAAUCCGACCAACACAAGAAACCCUUUCCAAGCACUCUAUCUUGGGUCCAGGUGGACUCCGCGCACAGUGGCAGCCUCCAAAGAAUGAUAUAAAGGUUCAAUAUCCAAGUAAUAUAGAUUUUUCGCCAGUUGAUAUCACAAGCUUCCAACAACAUUUGGAUAGCAAACCAAUGAUAACAAACGGCAGUAACAAUGAACCGGAGAGGCCAAUUGUAGAAUCAAAUGCUACUUCAAGUGAAAAUAUCUCGAAAAAUUACACUGAAGAGCUUUCUUCCAUGAUUUCUUUCGAAGAACCAGAGAGAGUUAAUGAUAAUAAUAUCAUUAGGCAACCUUCACCACCUCCGGUGCUUGCAGAAGUUCAAGACUUGGUUCCAGCUUUAUGUCCUGAAACUAGAGAAACAGAAUGUAAGUUAGAAAACCCUUUGCCAGAUGAGUCUCUACGGUCAGAGUCUCCUCUUGAACUCCACAUUGCAACAACAAUGAUGGAUACAUUCAUGAGGCUUGCCAAGUCAAACACUAAGAGGAAUUUAGAGACGUGUGGUAUUCUUGCCGGCUCACUAAAAAAUAGAAAAUUUUAUAUUACAGCUCUGAUCAUACCAAAGCAGGAAUCAACCUCUGACUCUUGUCAGGCUACAAAUGAAGAGGAGAUAUUUGAAGUACAGGACAAGCAAUCCCUUUUCCCACUUGGUUGGAUUCAUACGCAUCCGACACAGUCUUGUUUCAUGUCAUCCAUUGAUGUUCACACCCACUAUUCAUACCAGAUUAUGUUACCGGAAGCUGUGGCAAUCGUUAUGGCGCCGCAAGACUCUUCAAGGAAUCACGGAAUAUUCCGGCUGACUACGCCGGGAGGAAUGACGGUGAUAAGGAAUUGUGACCAGCGUGGGUUUCACGCUCACAGUUCGCCGGCGGACGGAGGACCGAUUUACAAUACGUGUACGGAUGUUUACAUGAAUCCUAAUCUCAGGUUUGAUGUCAUUGAUCUCCGAUAGCAUCACUUGCGCCUUCUUAUGUGAGGUUAUGUUCUGUAAAAAACAUCUGUGUUCACGAUUGUAACAAUUUCGUAUCUGUUUAUAUCCGAUUUUAAUACGAUCUACGUAAGUUCGUGUACAAUCCACAUGUAAAAGUGAGGAAAAAGAAUUCAAUAGCAAGAAAAUUCGUUUCU